AUGAGUCCAUUUUCAUCAGCUAUUAUUGAAAAAAGAGGAGCAAGAUUCGCUGUAAGAGUUGGAAGUAUAACUUAUUUUCUAUAUAUUGCAGCACUCCUGUUCCCCACUUUGAAGGAGAAUAAUAAAAACUCAGAUCUAUUUAUUUUCACAGAUGGCUUUAUCUACUCGGUCAUUAUUAUAUUCGCAAUAAUAAAUGGUAUCGGCAGUUCACUUCUUUGGUGUGGUCAAGGAGUAUACCUCUCUGAAUGUGCAAGUGAGAAAACUAAAGGACUAUUCUUCGCCAUACUAUCAGCACUUUCAAUGUCAUCUUAGUUUCUUGGAAAUCUAUUGUCAGCUUUAAUAUUAGGAAACACAGAUAAGCUCACAUAUUUCAUCAUAAUGGCGAGCAUUGCAGCAGUUGCUUCAAUUCAACUUUAAUUUCUGAGAGCUCCUAAGCUAGCCAUAUCAUAUGAAGAGAGUCAAUCUGUUUUAUAACAACAUGAAAAUAAUGAAAACAUAAAGAUUGCUGGAGGUACAACUAAUAAUGCAGAUGAAACUAUGCAGACUUAUCAAGAAACAUUACUACCAGCUUUUAAAAGGGAAAUAAGCAACUUUGAAUAGCAAGAUAAUAAAAAGAAUAUAAAGGAAUCUUUGAAUGCUACUAUUUAAACCUUCAAAGACAGAUAAAUGAUAGUAAUAAUACCUUACAUGAUAUAAGUAGGUUUGACAAAUGGAUUAUAAUCAGGAAUAUUCGUAACAAUGCUAUCUAGCACAAUGGAUAAAAAUACCACACAGAAUAAGUAAUUUGAAAAUUCUUUGUUUGUUAUGACUGCUUUUGGGGCAGGAGAAAUUUUUGGAGGAUUUCUAAUGCAAUAUGUGAUUAAGAAAUUUAAAUCAAACAAAGCUGGAAUUGUUUAUCACUCAAUUUUAGCUUCUAUUGGAUUUAUUACUCUUUUGAUAUACACCUCUAUUUUCGAAUUUAAUGCUUUAGCAUAUAUCUUUGCAUUUUGUUUUGGUAUGAUGGAUUCAGCUUCAAAUACCCAUAUAAGCAUGAUUUGUGGUUUUGAAUUCGAUAAGAAAAGCACUGAAGCGAUGGGUAUAUUUUACUUUGUGAAACCUUUUGGUAUAUUUAUAGCAGUUAUUAUUGAAAGUUUCUUUGACAGCGGAGACGACAUUUAGCUCUUGAUUUACUAUGCAUUAUGCUACAUUUUCUACAUGUUCGCUUAUGCUCUUGUUUACUUAGAAUUUUAAUUUACAGACAACUAAUAAGAGAAAAAUAGUUAAUUUGAUAUAAAUUAGAAUGAUAAUCUAAACAAAGCGAAUUAAAAUAAAAUAAAUAUUGAGAAGUAACCGUAAUUAGAUUGA
Stylonychia lemnae is the source of this 1344-nucleotide messenger RNA. Lineage: Eukaryota; Ciliophora; Spirotrichea; Sporadotrichida; Oxytrichidae. The record is from the annotation of a GenBank genome assembly.